AUGAGAGAUUCUAACCAUCGAUCACUGACGCUGAAUAAACCUAUAGUAACGAUAACGUCCACCGUGUAUGACCGAAGAGCACUUGACAUCAACUCCAGUAUCCCGCUAAUAAAUUCACUAAACUACUUAACGUACCUAACUUCGAAUUCAUCAAAAGUUAGAGAAACGGUAGCCAAUGACGGAGCCCUGGAAAGAUUGGUGUCAAUAUUGAGAAAUUGUCAUUUGAGUUUGUUUGAAUUACUGGAUUUGGAUUUAGAAGAUUUCAGUGAACAUGAUAACAUUAAGAACCUAUGGAAGGAGAAAAAACUUGCGUUAUGUGCAUGGAAAUGGACCCUAACCUUUCAGUGUCUAGUGUUAACAGGCACUAGAGGAACAGAACAAAUUCGGAAAAAAGUAGUAAUGUCUGGCGUCUUAUCUGUGCUGGUCACAGUGUUGGAUAAUUAUUUAUUAUAUCAUAAAAACUAUGACUUCAUCAAAGACCAAACCAUGAAUUUUGACUUUAAGGGAAUAACCACAGAAACGAUGUACAAGUUUUUGAGAAAGGACGAAAAUGAAACGUAUCAACAAUAUAUAGAGUUCAUUACAGGUCAGGAUAAAUUGAAAUUAUCAAAUGAUAAAACUUUUUUAAACGAACGAUUAGUGGCACCAUCCAUGACAAUCCCGACGGAUUUUAGUGAUACCUGGGUUGAUUUUGCACAUCUAGCUAGCAAUUUUGAUACUCACACUCACCACAAAAAAAAUGACGACGAUACUGACAUCGACACCGAUCGAAACAAUACAAAUUUCAAUGCAUAUGAAGAAUUCUUCUCCCAACCGGACGUUAAUAAACCUACCAUCUCCACGCCACGUGAAUUCUUUUUAGGAAGAAUCGUGCCCAAACAAGACGACGUUAUUUGGUCUCUUCAAUUGUUAGCUUUCGUUUCUAAAUACACAUACAUGAAGUCUACCCUACAAAAUGUUGAACUGGUGGAAUCUUUAUCAUUCAGAAGCAUGGCUACUCGAGUGAAACAACGAAUUUCGGAGGAUAAUGACAUAGAAGAACAAGAAAGAAAUGUCACCGUAAAAUUUUCCACACUAUACCCCUAUCUAUCAAAAACUUCUAAAAAUAAUCCCGAUCAUAAAAAUUCGGAUUCUAGUAAAGAUAAUCCAUUCUUUGAAGAGUUGAAAAAACUUUCAAACAAAUGUCAGCAAAAGGAACAAGAGCGAAUGUCCAAUAUUCGCUGUCCGGUUUUAAAUUUAUUCGAACGUUAUCGUGUGCCCAAACCCAAUGAUAAUAAUGCUAAUAAUACAGACAAGGAAAGAAUUAUUUUAAGAAAAAAGCUAUCGGAGAAAUUUGAAAGAAAUUGGAACUAUGAGAAAAUGAAGAAAAAAUCAACUAACAGCAUUAACGACUUUAAAUCACUAUCAAACAUUGUAAACAUAUUUCCUUUGGUAGAAAAAUAUACUGUGAAUACAGAAAACACGCAUGAUAUUAUCUACUGGAGUUCAGUCAUUAUGAGAAAUUCAUGUCGAAAGAAUGAGAUCUUAGGCGUACGCCAAUGUGCCAAUUUCUCAUGCGGCAAAUGGGAAGACUUUCCAAGACAAUUUGCCAAGUGCCGUCGAUGUAAAAGAACGAAAUAUUGCUCAAGGAAAUGCCAAUUAAAAGCGUGGGGUUAUCAUAGAUAUUGGUGCCAUGAAGUUGGAUCAAGUCAUUUAAGAUCCACUAACACUACCACAGGCGUCAAUACUCCAAAUGAACCGGGCUCCUUAAACACUACUGCCACGACGGCAGCUGACGUUUCAAAUUCUACCAGCACUUUCGCUCCGAAUAUUUCUACCACCGUGCCUGAUGAAAUAGGCAACGCCGACGAUAACAGUAUACCUGAAUAA
Molecule: messenger RNA, 1869 nt
Organism: Saccharomyces eubayanus
Lineage: Eukaryota; Fungi; Ascomycota; Saccharomycetes; Saccharomycetales; Saccharomycetaceae
Gene: MUB1
Product: MYND-type zinc finger protein MUB1
Exons: 1
Coding region: 1-1869 (622 amino acids)
Biological process (GO): ubiquitin-dependent protein catabolic process; establishment or maintenance of cell polarity
Cellular component (GO): MUB1-RAD6-UBR2 ubiquitin ligase complex
Source: RefSeq, a predicted model, not a curated record